Oryzias latipes (Japanese medaka) is the source of this 1389-nucleotide messenger RNA. RefSeq lists its product as uncharacterized. NCBI's taxonomy places the organism in Eukaryota, Metazoa, Chordata, Actinopteri, Beloniformes, Adrianichthyidae. The record is from RefSeq and is a predicted model, not a curated record. Gene Ontology annotation, biological process: regulation of extrinsic apoptotic signaling pathway.
CCCCCUGCUUUCUUUUAAAAUUGUUUCGAUUCUGAGAAUAAACCUCUGUGACGUGAUACUACGUCACUACGCCACGCCCCCUUGCUUAAAGCUCAAUAAUCGCAGGUCGAAAAGUUAGUCGAUGAUCAGAAGUGGUUGCAGUCGGACUUCAAAUCGUCUUCAAAGGUUUCUACAAGCAUUAAACUAAACCAGCAUGACCAACGGGCACAUGGAAGGCAUCAACGGCUCUGCUGGAGCCACGGUUCUGGACCCCAUAUCCGCCUCAGACCUGGAGGACAUAGAGAAUACGAUGGAGCAUAAACUAAUGAGGGCCUUUGCCCAGCGGCGGCAGCUGAAGAGGAGCCCAGAGGCCCUGGAGGAGCCUAACCCGGCAGAGACUAACCCGGCUGCAAACGCUCCGGCGCCAGACAACGAAGGAACCACCAAAGAGCCAAACAGGAAGGGGAAGAACAAGAGGAAAAAGGGCUGGAGGCGCAUACCCAUCAUCGGAAAAUGUAUUAGUCCCAAAACAGAAGAACCAGAACCAGAACCCAAAGCUGCUCCUGAACCCAAAGUUCUGCUCAGAAGUUUCUUACCGGAAAAAACUGCAGAGAAUGAGUUUGAAAAAGUGGCCAAGCGUCUGACGGGCAUCGCCGAUGAAGUCGAGUUCAUAGCGACCGAUGAGUAUGAGUCAGACGGCGGAGAGGGAGACCUGGAGAAGCUCAUCGGCCUGCUGCUGCGGGAAAGCGGCGACAUGCUCAACCAGAAGAUGGAAGAGGAAAAGGUCAACCCCACAGUUCUGUUCAGCUACAGCUUCUUUGAGAACCUCCUGACCACCUUCCUGGAGAGGAUAGGCUACAGAAACUCCAGAUCGGACGAUCUGAGGCCCCAAGCGUCCACAGAAACUCAGGUCGCUGUGGCGUGCGAGAUCACUAGUCGUCUGUCAGCGGUGGACACCCUCCCCUCGAGCCGCAUGCUGAACUUUGGAGCCGCGUAUCUUCGGCAGCAUUACUCACACUGGGUGCAGCAGCAGAGUCAACACGAAGCAGAACUCCACAGCGGGGAGGAAGAGGAGGAAGUGGAGUGACGGGGGUUCUUCCAGAGGUGGCGGCGCCUCCUGGAGGCCACGCCUCAAAGAUGCAGGCCAAAUUCAGACUUGGUGUUGUGUGUGCCGAAGCAGCUCCUCUAUCUUCAAUAUAUACUUAAAAAACAUUGAGGAGUUAUUUUUGUAGCAUUAAUGAAGUUAAUGACCAUUAAGUUUAUCUUUAAAUGAAAUCUGUGGUACUUCAAACAGAGCCAUUAGCAACUGCACUUUCUCCAAAACCAAAAUAAAAUCCAUCAAAUGAUUGGUGCUGAAUUUGUCUGUCUGUGAAUCUUAGUUUUGAAUUAUUAAAACUUGUUUCAUUACCA